GGCUCGAGCUGCAUUAAAGCGGGUCUCUGCUGUGUGUAGUGUAAUCUCUGUAUGGUUGUCUUCUUUCUGUUUCCAGAUGGUGUUCCUGUUUUGGAUUUUAAGGCUCGCUUCCUCUUAAAUCUGAGUGAGACGUCUUCAGCCCAUAGAAACUGGGAUCCUGCCAUAUACAGUGAUGUUAAGAAAACAUUUGAGAACUGCACCAUUGCUGGUACUUGUGCUGAGUGUCUUCAGAGGACAUACCCUCACAUGUCGUAGAUCAGAGUAUCUGAUUGGGGAUAAAUGCUGUCCUACGUGUUCUGCUGGAAGUCGAGUUAGAAAUCAUUGCACAGAGUCCAGAAGUACUUCCUGUCUGGAUUGCGAUGAAGGAACAUUCAUGGAUCGUCCUACAGGGCUCACAGAAUGUUUUCCCUGUACAGGCUGUGAUGCAGGUUCUGGUUUAAAGAUAAAGACGGCAUGUACGACUACAUCAGAUACAGUCUGUGAACCACUGGAGGGAUUCUACUGUACGGACUCUUCAGAAAACGGCUGUGUGAAAGCAGAGAAACACAGCAGCUGUCAACCAGGACAAUAUAUUAGACAAAAAGGAACAGCUUUCAGGAACACUGAGUGCUCUGCCUGCAGCGGUGGAACAUUUUCUGAUGGGACAUUAUCUCCAUCGUGUCAGCCACACACACAAUGUGAGGCAUUGAAUCUUCAGCUGAUAAAACCAGGAAAUGCUUCAUCGGAUGCUGAAUGUGGAGAACCAGUUUCAGGGUUCCUUUUAGGAGCUGGGAUUGGCCUCGUUGUGGGGCUUCUGACCUGUUUAGUCAUCAGACUUCAAUAGAAGAAAGACACAGGUAUGAUUGUCAUUUAGACAAUGAAAACAUUUAUGUUAUUGAUACAUAAUAUAAUUGUCAGAUCGUUAUGUUGAUUGAGGUGUUUUUCAUUGGUAAUGUUUUAAUACAGGAAUAAGGAAUGCAGACAAUCUCAAACAGGUGUGUUCUUAACUGUUAUUACUCAGUCCAUGUUACUGUAGUACAGUAGGACGUAGAAAUGAUUUUAUACGUAGUAAUUAAAUGAUAUCACUCUUUCAUCAGU
Messenger RNA from Etheostoma cragini (Arkansas darter), 1077 nucleotides. Its product is annotated as tumor necrosis factor receptor superfamily member 14-like. Gene Ontology annotation, biological process: positive regulation of peptidyl-tyrosine phosphorylation; positive regulation of cytokine production involved in immune response; immune response. Gene Ontology annotation, molecular function: protein binding; transmembrane signaling receptor activity. The transcript has 6 exons. Lineage: Eukaryota; Metazoa; Chordata; Actinopteri; Perciformes; Percidae. The record is from RefSeq and is a predicted model, not a curated record. The coding region runs from base 173 to 823 and encodes 216 amino acids. Gene Ontology annotation, cellular component: external side of plasma membrane; membrane.